AAGCGAGUACCAACUCACUGUCAAGAGCACUGUCAGUCUGUCGCUGCUUUCCUAACCGCUGCUCGGCAAUAGAAAACACGUCUGACAGAGGAAAGGUCGGUAUAAAGACCACCAGCUUUUCAAGCACCCACAAGACUUUUAUGUUAAGAGGCCUCUGUCUCCCCCUCUCUCCCUCCCAUUCUUUCUUUGUUUCUUUCUUUUUUUUUCUCUUUCUUUCCUUCUUCCCAUCCUGAUCUGGAGCAAUGGCGACGGAAGACGAAGCGCGAGAAGCGGCAGAUGGGGAGGAAAUUCAAGUGGAAGCUGGGGAUCUAGGAACAACCCAUUUGCAAAUGAACCUAGACAGCAAGCUUUCAUCUCAUGGGGAGAUGAAGGACGAGGCAACAGCCAUGGAUUCAACUGAAGGAAUGAAGGUUACAGAGGAUCAAGUUUUAGAAAGAGCACCCUCUGUAGUCGAAAUUCCUCAAGAAGAUACCCCAAAUGGUACACAUGCUUCUCUGAAUGGUCAUAUGAAAGAAGGGAAGAUCGCUAAUGAGAAGCCACAAGAAAAUGGUCAGAAAGGUAACGAGCAGGUAGAAGCUUCACCAGAUGGAAUAAGCACCGAUCAGAGCAGCACAAGUAAUGGCGAAGAGGCAAUUGAUUCUUUAGGCCAUGUUGAGAACACUGCAGAAGAUACCAGCCUUCUAAAACAUGAUAAUGAAGAGCCAAAAGAACAUUGUCAACAAGAUGUAGAAGGUGCUGCAAUAGAGAGCAAAAUGGUGCACAAAGACACACUGCAGCCUGACAAUGAUGUUGAGCCAACAAUUGAUGCUCAACAAGGCCACAAUCUGGAACCAGAAGAAGUAACUGAGGACACACAACCCGCAACCGUGCCAUGUAUUCCUGGUGAAGAGGUUGUAGCUGAAGCACCUGCUGGAGUCCAAACUUCUUUGGAGCCUAAUGUGGAUGAGCCUGACGCCCUUCCGAAUACUAGUGGUGGUGAUCAAGAAGUGCUGAACCAAGAAUCAACAGAAGAAACCAGUGACCCUCUGCCUGAAAAAACUGAAGAAACUUCUCAUGAGAGCAAUGUGUCCACCUCUGAGGAGACAACUCCAGAACAUGAUGCAGUGACAAGGGAGCCAGCUCUUGAUGUUCAAGAAGUGCAAAACCAGGGAUUAGCAGAAGAAAUAGCAGAUGCCAAAGAAGUUGAUACUGAGCAAACAGUUCACCAAAGUGGUAUUGCUUCUGAGGAGGCAACUCCAGAAGAUAAUGCAACAAUCACUGAACCAAGUUCUGACCUCCAACAUUUAAAUAAUGUGGAGUCAGAAGAAAUAAAGGCUCUUGAAGAUGCCAAAGCUGAAGAAACCUCCGAUCAAAGCAAUGUGACAAUUGCUGAAGAUGCAACCGAAGAUAAGGAGGCAAUAGAAGAUAUGCAGCCAGUUCAAGGGUUGGAAGAAGAAGAACCUCAGAACACUGGAACUGUCGACAUGGAUGAAGCUUCCAAUCAACCACAUGCUGAUGUCAUCAAUAACCUUGCAGAAGGAGACAGUGUACCAGCAUGUGAGCCCCAGGUGAUAGGAUUAAAAGAAGAGGUGAAGGACACUGGAGCCACUGAAACUCAAGAAAUCACUCAACAAAGUGCUGCUGCUUCAGAGGAGCUAGUAACAGAAGAUAAUUCUACGGCAAUUGAGCCAUCGAAUGAUGAUAUCCAGCAAACCCUGGAACAAGGAUCAGCUGAAGUUAAGCACGCAGAAGUUUCUGAGACUCAAGAAAUCUGCCAUGAAAGAACUAUUUCUGCUCCUGAGGAGGACUCUGUAAAAGAUGAUGUAACAGCAGAAGUACCAAGCUGUGAUGCCCAAGAGGUAGAAAAUGUAGCAUCAGUAGAAGAAAUCAAGGAGAACACAGCUGAGAAUAUCGUCGAAACCUCUAGUGCGGCAACUGUUGAAGAGGCAGAUCAAGAAAACAAUGUGCUAACAAGUGAAGAUGUGCCUGAACAGCAAAUACGGGGGCUUGAAACAGAAGAAAUACAGAACACUGAACCUGUUGAAACAGAAGAAGCUUCUGACCUAAGGCAUCCUGCUCUCUUGAAUGACGCAGCUCAAGAAGAUAUUAUACCGAGUGAUGUGCCAAAGACUGAAUCAACAGUAAGCGUGGAGGAUACUGAAGCCAUUAAAACUGAAGCUCUCCCUCAGGAAAGCAAUGUUUCCAUUUCUGAGGAGCCUGCUUCAGAACAAAAUAUAACAGCACGUGAAGUAAGUUGUGAUGAUCUUGCCAGAGAGGCAGCUGUUGAUAUGCAAUCAGCGCAGGAGCUACAGUCAGAAAAGAAGAAGAAUGCUGAAUUUACUGAAGUGAGUGAAGCAUCUGGUGAAAUGGAUGCUGCCGUCAUUGAGAACCCAACUCAUGAAGAUAACCUAACCAUAAGUGAGUCGCUUGUGAUGGAAUCAGCAGAAGUGAGCAGCAAUGAAGCCACUGAAGGCCAAGAAAUGCCUCAAAGUGAUGCUACUCAGUCAGAAGAUCACAAAACAGAAGAAAAUAUGGCAGUGAGUGAACCACAGAUCCUGGAACCAGAACCUGCUGAAGAAAUGAGAGACAGUGAAGCCACUAAGCCUCGAGCUAUCUCGCAAGAAAGCAUGUCUGUUCCAAAAGAUGAAACAGCAAAAGAAGCAGCUUCUGAUAUCAAAGAAGUACAAACCGAAGAGCUCAUAGAGAAACCUGAUGAUGUGAAAACUGAAGAAAUAUCCAACCAGAACAGUGGGACUAUCGUUGGAGAAACAGCACAGGAAGACAAGUUACUAUCAAGUGACCCAACUGGUGAUGUACAAGCAAAGAAGCUCGAAUCACAAAAGAUUGGUAACAGUGAGGAUGUUCAAAUUGAAGAAGCUUCCCAUCAAACAGAUGCUGAAGAAAAUUUGACAGAAAAUGAGCCACAAAUAACAACAGAAGAUAACACAGCAAUCCUGACAGAUGUUAACAUUCAACAGCUUCAAGAGCCAGAACCGGUUGAAUUCAGGGACACUGAAGCUACUGAACCUCAAGGCAUCUCCCCAUCUCACACUGUCUCUGGUUCUGAGCAGUCCACACCAGAAGAUAACGAGAUGACAGAACCCAGUCCUGCCACUCAAGCAGAGAAUUUAGAAUCAGCAAUAGUGAGGGAGGAAAGUAAAGAUGUGAAAAGCACUGAUGCAAUUGCUGAGGAGGAAACCCCCAGAGAACACGUACAGGAAUCUGGGGCACAUGUUGAUAUACCACCAGUGGAGAAUACUGAGCCCGUUGAGGUGCAUGACAAUGUAAUGACAGAUGACCUGCCAGCAGAAGAGGUGAAGGACAAUGAAGCCAUAGAGGUUGCAGAAAUCCACUAUGAGAGCCCUGUUGCAAAUAUUGGUGAUCUCACUGAAGAUGCCAAAAGCAAUGUUGCUCUUGAAGAUGAGGCAGCUCCUGAUGAAGAUGUAAAAGCAACAGAGGCAACUGCUGCUAUACCACAACCACAAGAGCCAGAAUUAGAAGAGAUCAAGAAUAGUGAAUCUGUUGAAGUGGAAGAUAAUAUAAUAGCAAGGGACCUGCCAGCAGAAGAGAUCAAGGACAUUGAAGCCAUGGAAACUGAGAUGAUCCCUCAUGAGAGUACUGGUGCAAACAUUAGCGAGCUCAUCAAUGAUGUGAAAAGCAAUGUUGCCCUUGCAGACGAGGCAGCUCCUGAUGAACAUGCAAAAGCAACAGAGGCAACUGGUGCUAUACCACAACCGCAAGAGCCAGACCUAGAAGAGAUCAAGAAUAGUGAACCUGCUGAAUUGGAAGGAAACAUAUCAGCAAAUGAUCUGCCAGCAGAAGAGGUGAAGGAUACUGAAGCCGUGGAGACUGAAGCAAUCAACGAGAGCACUGAUGCAAACAACAGUGAGCUCCCUGAAGAUGUGAAAAACAAUGUUGCUCUUGCAGACGAGGCCGCUCCUGAAGAACAUGUAACAGUAGCUGAUGAUACAGUUGAUAUGCUACAAGCACAAGAGCCAGAAGUAGAAGAGAUGAAGAAUACUGAACCUGUUGAAGUGGAAGAAAACGUAUCAGCAAGUGAACUGCCAGCAGAAGAGGUGAAGGACACUGAAGCAAUCAACAAGAGUGCUGAUGCAAACACCACCGAGCUCACCGAGGAGGUGAAAUGCAAUGUUGCUCUUGCAGCCGAGGAACCUCAUGAAGAGCAUGUAACAGUAGCUGAGACAGCAGUUGAUAUACCACAACCACAGGAGCUGGAACUAGAAGAGAUCAAGAACACUGAACCUGUUGAGGUGGAAGAAAACAUGUCAGCAAGUGACAUGCAGGCAGAAGAGGUGAAAGACACUGAAGCAAUCAAUGAGAGCACUGAUGCGAACAUCAGUGAGCUCACUGAGGAUGUCAAAACUAAUGUUGCUCUUGCAGACGAGGCAGCUCCUGAAGAACAUGUGAUAGCAACUGAGGCAACAGUUGACAUACCACAAGCACAAGAUCCAGAACUAGAAGAAAUCAAGAAUACUGAAACUGUUGAAGUGGAAGAAAACAUAUCAGCAAGUGACCUGCCGGCAGAAGAAGUGAAGGACGCUGAAGCCAAAGAAACAGAAGCAAUAACCGAGAGCACUGAUGCAAACAUCAGUGAACUCACUGAGGAUGUGAAAAGUAAUGUUACUCGUGCAGAUGAGGCAGCUCCAGAAGAGCAUGUAAUAGCAGCUGAGGCAGCAGUUGAUAUACCACAAGCACAAGUGUCAGAACUACAAGAGCUCGAGAAUGUUGAACCUGACGAGGUGGAAGAAAACAGAUCAGCAGGUGACCUGCCAGCAGAAGAGGUGAAGGAAAUUGAAGCCAAGGAAACUGAAGCAAUUAACGAGAGCACUGAUGCAAACAUCAGCGAGCUCACUGGCGAUGUGACAAGCAAUGUUACUCAUGUAGACGAGGCAGCUCCUGAAGAGCAUGUAACAGCAACUGAGGCAACGGUUGAUAUUCCGCGAGCACAAGAGCCAGAACUAGAAGAGAUUGAGAAUGUUGAACCUGUUGAGGUGGAAGAAAACACAUCAGCUAAUGACAUGCCGGCAGAAGAGCUGAAGGACACUGAACCCAAGGAAACUGAAGCAAUCAACAAGAGCACUGAUGCAAACAUCAGUGAGCUCACUGAAGAUAUGAAAAGGAAUGUUGCUCUUAUAGAUGAGGCAGCUCAUGAAGAACAUGUAACAGUAGCUGAGACAACAGUCGAUAUACCACAAGCACAAGAGCCGGAGCUAGAAGAGAUCAAGAAUACUGAAGCCGGUGACCUGUCAGCAGAAGAGGUCAAGGAAAUUGAACCCAAGGAAACUGAAGCAAUCAGCGAAAGGACUGAUGCAAUCAUCAGCGAGCUCAAUGAGGAUGUAAAAAGCAAUGUUGCUCUUGCAGACGAGGAACCUCAUGCAGAGCAGGUAACAGUAGCUGAGAGAACAGUUGACAUACCACAAACCCAGGAGCCAGAACUAGAAGAGAUCAAGAAUACUGAACCUGUUGAGGUGGAAGAAAAUAGAUCAGCACGUUACCUGCAAGCAGAAGAGGUGAGGGAAACUGAAGCAAUCAAUGAGAGCCCUGAUGCAAACAUUAGCGAGCUCACUGAGGAUGUGACAAGCAAUGUUGCUCCUGCGGACGAGGCAGCUCCUGAAGAGCAUGUAAUAGCAACUGAGGCAACGGUUGAUAUACCAGAAGCACAAGAGCCAGAACUAGAAGAGACCAAGAGUACUGAACCUGCUGAAGUAGAAGAAAACAUAUCAGCAAAUGAUCUGCCAGCAGAAGAGGUGAAGGAUACUGAAGCCGUGGAGACUGAAGCAAUCAACGAGAGCACUGAUGCAAACAACAGUGAGCUCCCUGAAGAUGUGAAAAACAAUGUUGCUCUUCCAGGCGAGGCCGCUCAAGAAGAACAAGUAACAGUAGCUGAUAAUACAGUUGAUAUGCCACAAGCACAAGAGCCAGAAGUAGAAGAGAUGAAGAAUACUGAACCUGUUGAAGUAGAAGAGAACAUAUCAGCAAGUGACCUGCCAGCAGAAGAGGUGAAGGACACUGAAGCAAUCAACGAGAGUGCUGAUGCAAACAUCAGCGAGCUCACAGAGGAGGUGAAAUGCAAUGUUGCUCUUGCAGACGAGGAACCUCAUGAAGAGCAUGUAACAGUAGCUGAGACAGCAGUUGAUAUACCACAACCACAGGAGCCGGAACUAGAAGAGAUCAAGAAUACUGAACCUGUUGAUGUGGAAGAAAACAUGUCAGCAAGUGACAUGCAGGCAGAAAAGGUGAAAGACACUGAAGCAAUCAAUGAGAGCACUGAUGCGAACAUCAGUGAGCUCACUGAGGAUGUCAAAACUAAUGUUGCUCCUGCAGACGAGGCAGCUCCUGAAGAACAUGUGAUAGCAACUGAGGCAACAGUUGACAUACCACAAGCACAAGAUCCAGAACUAGAAGAAAUCAAGAAUACUGAAACUGUUGAAGUGGAAGAAAACAUAUCAGUAAGUGAUCAGCCGGCAGAAGAGGUGAAGGACCCUGAAGCCAAAGAAACAGAAGCAAUAACCGAGAGCGCUGAUGCAAACAUCAGUGAACUCACUGAGGAUGUGAAAAGUAAUGUUACUCGUGCAGAUGAGGCAGCUCCAGAAGAGCAUGUAAUAGCAGCUGAGGCAGCAGUUGAUAUACCACAAGCACUAGUAUCAGAACUACAAGAGCUCAUGAGAGUUGAACCUGAUGAGGUGAAAGAAAACAGAUCAGCAUGUGACCUGCCAGCGGAAGAGGUGAAGGAAACUGAAGCAAUUAACGAGAGCACUGAUGCAAACAUCAGCGAGCUCACUGGCGAUGUGACAAGCAAUGUUACUCAUGUAGACGAGGCAGCUCCUGAAGAGCAUGUAACAGCAACUGAGGCAACGGUUGAUAUUCCGCGAGCACAAGAGCCAGAACUAGAAGAGAUUGAGAAUGUUGAACCUGUUGAGGUGGAAGAAAACACAUCAGUGAGUGACAUGCCGGCAGAAGCGGUGAAGGACACUGAAGCCAAGGAAACUGAAGCAAUCAACGAGAGCACUGAUGCAAACAUCAGUGAGCUCACUGAAGAUAUGGAAAGCAACGUUGCUCUUAUAGGUGAGGCAGCUCAUGAAGAACAUGUAACAGUAGCUAAGACAACAGUCGAUAUACCACAAGCACAAGAACCGGAGCUAGAAGAGAUCAAGAAUACUGAAGCAGGUGACCUGUCAGCAGAAGAGGUCAAGGAAAUUGAACCCAAGGAAACUGAAGCAAUCAGCGGAAGGACUGAUGCAAACAUCAGCGAGCUCAAUGAGGAUGUGAAAAGCAAUAUUGUUCUUGCAGAUGAGGAACCUCAUGCAGAGCACGUAACAGUAGCUGAGAGAACAGUUGACAUACCACAAGCACAGGAGCCAGAACCAGAAGAGAUCAAAAAUACUGAACCUGUUGAGGUGGAAGAAAAUAGAUCAGCAAGUGACCUGCAAGCAGAAGAGGUGAAGGAAACUGAAGCAAUCAAUGAGAGCCCUGAUGCAAACAUCAGUGAGCUCACUGAGGAUGUGACAAGCAAUGUUGCUCAUGCAGACGAGGCAGCUCCUGAAGAGCAUGUAAUAGCAUCCAAGGCAACAGUUGAUAUUCCACGAGCACAAGAGCGAGACCUAGAAGAAAUCAAGAAUACUGAACCAGUUGAAGUGGAAGAAUUCAUAUCAGCGAGUGACCUGCCGACAGAAGAGGUGAAGGAGACUGAAACCAAGGAAACUGAAGCAAUCAAUGAGAGCACUGAUCCAAACAUCAAUGAGCUCACUGAGGAUGUAAAAGGCAAUAUUGCUCAUGCAGAUGAGGCAGCUCCUGAAGAACAUGUAAUAGCAGCUGAGGCAACAGAUGAUAUACCACAAGCACAAGUGCCAGAACUAGAAGAGCUCAAGAAUACUGAACCUGUUGAGGUGGAAGAAAACAAAUCAGCAACUGACCUGCCAGCUGAAGAGGUGAAGGACACUGAAACCAUGGAAACUGAAGCAGUCCACAAGAGCGCUGAUACAAACAUCAGUGAGCUCACUGAAGAUGUUACUCUUGCGGAUGAGGCAGCUGCUGACGUACAAAUCGAUGUACCGCUAGCAAAGGAGCCAGCACUAGAAGAGAUGAAGAAUAUUGAACCUGUUGAAGCACAAGACGGUAUAACACCGGAUAAUGUCCCAGCAGAAGAGAUAAAUGACACUGAAGCCAUGGAGACUGGAGAAAUCCCUCAUGAGAGCACAGAUGACAGUUUAACAGCAAGUGCAGCACUUCCUGAUAUUCAACAAGUCCCAGAACAAGAAGCAGUCGAAGAUAAGGCAUGCACUGACACCACAGAAAACCAAGGGGAACCUCAACAAAGCAUUGUUUCUACUUCUGCUGAGCUUACUCCAACAGAAGAAGAAACAGCAGUAGUAAAGCAUACUCAAGAUACACAUGUACAGAAUGCCAGCAGUGAACCGGGAACUGACCCAAAUUUGCUUGUCCAAUCAGCACAUCAAUCAGAAUUGGCUGAAGACAGCAAGGGUCAACUUGUAAAGGCAGAAGAAACAGGCCAAAGUAAUGGUGCCACCCUUGAAGAACCAACUGCAGAAGACAAUGCUGCAAAUGAAAUCGGCCCGCUUGCUGAUUCUAAACAAGAGCGUGGACUAGAAUCAGUGGAAGAAAACAAAUGUAUUGAUGCUACUGAAGGUGAAGAAGCCUCCCAUUUAAGCCAAGAUCCUGGUUUAGAGGAGCCAGUUUCAGAACGUGAUAUAGCAACAGUUGAGCCAACUUCUGAUAUUCAACAAGUAAAUGACAUGGAUGAAGCAGAAGAAAUCACGGCCACUGAAGCCAUCAACGGGGAAGAAAUUUCCUCUCAAAAAACAGAAGUUGCUACUUUGGAGGAACCAUCUCCAACAGAUAAUGGAACGGCGCCAGAACAAAAUCCUGUUGAGUUAGACGAAGAGAACUUGGGAAAUGAAAUCAGCAAUGCAAUCUUGGCGGAUGAAAACAUCAAAGAGGAAAUACAAGAGCCAAGAGAACAAAAGGACGAAUCAUCUGACUUGGGUGAAAAAACUGCUUUCACAACUCACAAGGACGAGAGCGCUACUGAGGAAGAUGUUGUACAAAUUUCUGGUGAAGAUACAGUAGGGACUUCAAACAAUAUUGAGCAAAUCAAAGAACUGCCAAAAUCUGUAAUUGAACAUAGUGGUGACCAUACCGAUGAUCAAGAUGACGAGCAACUUCACAAUGUGGAGCUUCAAAUGCAGGUGUGUGAGCGGUCAGUGGAUUUAACCACUGAGCAGCCAGAUGACCACGUGCAAAAGGUUAACUUGGAUCAGCAGAAGAAAGAAGAUGAGGCGAUUGAAAAGCAAACGGAAGAAAUACAGACAGAUGAGCAGAAUCGUGAUGACAGUAGGGCUGAUUUCACCAGAGAGACAAUAUUGGAGCCCCAGAGCAACGAAAUUGUCACGACAAAUAGGAAAGACGACGCUGAUGUGUUUGAGGCUGAACAAACAGAGGCAGUGACUACUGAAAUGCUCAAGAAUGAACAAACCCUACAUAUAGCCCAAGAAUCCAUUCCAAGCAUUACAGAUGCGAAGGUUGAGAACUCCACGGAAAUAGAAGAAACAACUGCACAAGAAGAUGCACCCAACAACACUGGCACUUUAUAUACUGAUGCUGAUGCUGAAAAAUAUAAUGAAGAUGAGAAGGAGAAUACAGAAAUAGAUGCAGCAGUAGCAAAAACUUCUACUGAUGAACAGGAUGGAACAACUGAUGAAACUAAAAAUGAAGAGGUUGAAAAUUAUUUGGGAUUACCCGUCGAGAAGGAUCUUCAGAAAGCAUCUGACCUAGCUCCUUCAAAUGAAGAAAUGCUAGAGAAUGAUCCUACAGUGGUUCCUCAGAAUGUUGAAUCCAGAGUGCACUCCGAAGAGAAAGAAUGCAUAAACAACGCCAAUGAUGGUAUGCAGGCCAUUCAAGCAUCAGAAGAAGAGAUCGUUGAUGAAGUGGAAAAGAAGGAAGAAAUACAAAAUGAAGACACCAAUGUUAAUCAUGACGAAAUUGAGACCAAACUUGUAGAUGAAGAGGCGUCUGGACUGCAGGACUUGAGCUUUCAUCCAAAGGUUGUAGAUGACAAGUUGGCAACAGAGCAGAAUGGUGCAGAAGUUGAAACUGACUCGAAUGAGGAAAUGGCGACUGGCUAUACAGCAGUCACUGAAUCAGUCAAACGCGGUGAAGCAAUCUACGAUAAGGCUGGUGGAUCUGAUGUGGCACUAUCUGAUGAAAAUCUCGAGACCAUUGAGGACAACAGAAGGAAUCUUGAGGCUUCACCUGCAGUUACAGCAUCAGGAGAAAGUAUGAACGAAGACAAUGAACAUCAUAAGCCUGCUCUUCCUGCACACUCCGCCGUGGAUGGAAAUGAAACCGAACAGGCAUCUGGCUUAGAGGUAACAGAAAGAGAGUUGUUUCCAGAGAAGCCACUCCCCACCGAAUCAGAAGAGCAAGAAGAGAGUCAAAUAACCAAAGAACAAGAUGGAGAGAACGUACAAGAGCAAGAAACUGAUGACACAGAGAAAGAAGAAAAAGAAGCUGAACAGAGUUAUUUGCCUGUCUCCCAUUUUCUGAUGAACCUGAUAAUGGGAAAAGAGAGCAAUGAGCCAGAUGGAAAUUCGGAAUUUAAGGCUGAAAAGAAGCAAGAAGAAACCACAAAAGAUGGCAGUUCUUUGAUCACCUCACAACAGGAAGAAAGCUUGGUGCCAAUCCCAACAGAAAAUAAGGUGGACAAUGAACGCAUCUUUGAACAAGGAAAACAUAAUAUAGAAGGCUCUGAAGAAACACAUGAUAUCGAGCUGGAAAAGGAUGAAGAGCUCAAUAGGGACACUCAUGAUUUGGAAGCACCAGUAUGCCAAAACAAUGUCCAGGGUGAAACUUCUAGUGAAAUGGUACCUGGUGGAUCUGGCCUGACUACAGAAAUGGAAACUAGAGACAUCAAGCUGGGUGAAAAGGCAACCAAUUCUGUUUGUCAGGAACAUAUGGAAGCGACAACACAGAUUGAAGAAGGAAGCUUGAAGAGCAACCUUCAUGACAUAACAAACCCAAAGGUUUCUCAAGAGGACACAUUAGAGGAAGGAAUAACAGACCUUCAGCACAAGCCUUUACCUGAAAAUAGAAGUUCUGAUGCAGUGUCCGGGCAAACACUCUUGUUGACAGAACCAAAUAUGGGUGAUGAAAAGAAUUUGCCUAAUGACACUGACGAUCUUCAAAGUCCCCUGAGCACAAAAAGAGAAGAGUCCAAUGAAUCUUCCAACACUGAGGCCGAAAGUACUGUAGAGGCAGAACUGGAGAAUGGAGUAGACAAGGAAGAAAAGAAUCAGCAGACAACCACCACAGGUGGAGUUACAGAAGAACAGAUAGAAAAUGAGCAUGAUAUCUCGCAGAAAAGCACAGAAGCAAUAUCUGAUGAGCAGAAGGGUGAAAUUACUGAACCAGUUAUGGGCAAUGAGAUAAUUUUGGUUCCUGAAAAGGGGAUUUCUGCAGGCUCAGAAUGCAAGGACGAAAAACAAAGCUCUAAGUUCUCAAACAGUGAACUAGACAACUCUGAGAAAGCUUUGGAAAUUCAGUUAGAUGGUUCCAGCUUGCAUAUAGACCAAGAUAAGCAAGAUGAAUCUGCAGGCGACCAAAUUGUGAUGGAGAAGAACAACCUGCUAGACAAGCCAGGAGAAUCUGAUUUGCAGAAGCUGCAGGAGAUGGAAGUUGCACAAGAAUCUCCUGAAGGAUCUGAUGAAGGUGAUCAGAUUUCUUUGCCCAUAAGAGAGCCUGUGAUCAAAGAAGUGAAUGUAAACAAAACUGUCGAUAGCCAUGUGCAAACAGUGAACACACAAUCACAGGAAGAGCAAGAAACAUUUAAUUCACAGGUUCAUCAGCAUGAUCUCGAUGUGGCUUCACCAGAAGAAGCUCCUGAGGCUGAAGAAAAAAUUGUGGAGUCAAAGCCAGAAUUCAGCACAGAUGAAGAACAAAGUCCAAAGAAAGAUGAAUCAAAUAUGGCAGGAGAGAAAACUUAUGAUGAGAAGACAAAGGGUGCACAGGAAGCUAAGAGUCUCCCUGAUGAAGCGAAAACCAAAGUUGAAGAACAAGGAGUAGUACAGAAGGCGUCACACAAUCAGAAACGUGAUCUCGAUGUGGUUUCACUAACAGAAGCUCCUGGGAGUGAAGAAACUGUUGUGGAUAUAAAAGAGCCAGAGUUCAGCACAGAUGAAGAAGAAAGUCCAAAGAAAGAUGUAUCAAACAUGGCAGAAGAGAAGAGUUAUGACAAGAAGACAAAUGGUGACGAGGAAGCUAAGAAUUUCACUGAUGAUGCACCAACGAAAAUUGAAGACCGAGAGGCAGGGCAGAAGGCAUCACCUAAAAAGCAUAAUAUCUUAUCUGGUGUCGGAUCAAAGGUAAAGCACCAACUAGCAAAAGUGAAGAAAGCUAUUAUAGGCAAGCCUGGGCACACAAAAUCUGAAUCACCAAAAGCUUGAGACUGCAUUCACCUUAGUGUGUGUAUAUUGAUUUUUGUUGCUAUUUGUACAUUUGUAUGCUAUUUACUUGAGGUCUAGUAUAGCGUGAUGGUACUAGUAAACAUCAAGGUUUCGCUAUGGCCAUUGCAUUGAAAUGUUGUGUGAUUGAAGAACGAUUUGUAAAUAUAGAUAGUGUGUAAAUCAAGGUUUGGUAAUUGUUUGAGUUUGAGGCA
This is a messenger RNA of Triticum aestivum (bread wheat), 12670 nucleotides long. Its product is annotated as titin. NCBI's taxonomy places the organism in Eukaryota, Viridiplantae, Streptophyta, Magnoliopsida, Poales, Poaceae. The transcript has 8 exons. The record is from RefSeq and is a predicted model, not a curated record. The coding region runs from base 243 to 12458 and encodes 4071 amino acids.